Molecule: messenger RNA, 2331 nt
Organism: Rhododendron vialii
Lineage: Eukaryota; Viridiplantae; Streptophyta; Magnoliopsida; Ericales; Ericaceae
Product: transcription factor EGL1-like
Exons: 9
Coding region: 204-2099 (631 amino acids)
Molecular function (GO): protein dimerization activity
Source: RefSeq, a predicted model, not a curated record
CCAAACAAGAGAACUUAUUAUGCAGCUGAUAAAUAAUAGAAUUUGCAUUCUGCCAUUGCUAUCCUCUUCACCCCACCAUAAAAAGCAACUGGGUCUUCUUCUUUUCAGCUUCAGAGCUGGAUCUGAUUGAAGAAAUGGAUGAUUAAGAAGAAACCCAUCUCAAAAAUAAAUCCCAGAAAUUUGUGACUUGGGUUUUUAGGCUUAUGUGUUGGAGAAUGGCCAAAGGGGCACAAAACCAGCAAGGGGUGCCAGAAAAUCUGAGAAGGCAGCUUGCUGUUGCUGUUAGGAGCGUGCAGUGGAGCUAUGGAAUUUUCUGGGCAAUGUCAACUAAACAAGAAGGGGUACUGGAAUGGGGUGAUGGGUACUACAACGGAGAAAUAAGGACGAGGAAGACGGUGCCAGCCAUGGAACUUAAACCAGAUAAAAUGGGUUUGCAGAGGAGUGAGCAACUGAAAGAGCUUUACGAGUGUCUCUUAGAGGGUGAGGAAAGUGAUCAACAAGCUAAUAUGCCUUCAGCUGCACUCUCUCCAGAUGAUCUCACAGAUGCAGAGUGGUAUUACUUGGUUUGCAUGUCUUUUGUGUUCAACCCCGGCCAAGGUUUGCCAGGAAGGGCUUUAGCAAAUGGUCAAGCUAUCUGGUUAUGCAAUGCUCACAGUGCUGAUAGCAAAGUGUUUUCUCGCUCUCUUCUAGCCAAGAGUGCAUCUAUUCAGACUGUCAUCUGUUUUCCCCAUUUGGGUGGAGUCAUCGAGCUAGGCGUGACGGAGCUGGUAUUGGAAGACCCUAGUCUCAUUCAGCACAUCAAGACUUCGCUACUAGAGUUUUCAAAGCCCGUUUGCUGUGAGGAAUCUUCUUCUGGUCCUUCCCACAGAGACGAUGAUGCAGACUUCAUGUAUGCCAACGUUGAUCAUGAGAUGGUAAAUACAAUUUCGUUGGAGAGUUUCUAUUCCCCAGCUGAAGAUAUGGGAUUUGAUCAGGAGGGACUAAAUGACUUAGAAAAAAAUACCCAGGAUAAUUUGACCAUGGGUUCUCCUGAUGAAUGUUCAAAUGGGUGUGAACACAAUCACCAGACAGAAGACUCCUUCCUCCUUGAAAAUGUAAACGAUGAUUUUAGCAACUGUGUUCAAGUUUCCAUGAAUUCUAGUGACUGCAUAUCUCAAGUUGUUGUGAACCAAGAAAAGUUUAUUUCUCCUCCCAAGGGCGACAAGAAUAAAUUGAAAGAACUUCAAGAAGGGAAUGAUAUGAAAUUUGGAUCCUUGGACAUUGGAACUGAUGAUGACUUGCACUACAAAAGAACUCUAUCUGCUGUUCUGAUGAGAAAUUCGUACCGGUUACUUGAUAACCUUUUCUUCCAUAGCUGGGAUUAUAAGUCUAGCUUUGUGAGUUGGAAGAAAGGAGAAAUCAGAAAUGGCCAUAGACCACGGGUGCCACAGCAGAUGUUAAAGAAGAUCUUAGUUGAUGUCCCUCUACUGCAUGGUUUCUCACUUAAGUUGAAACAAGAAAGUGAUCGGAUGAGCGUGCAACAUGCUUUGUCAGAUGAAGGAAUAGAGAAUGAGAAGUUUUUGGUCCUCAAAUCGAUGAUUCCUGCUACUACCAAGGUUGACAAAGCAACAAUCCUUGGUGACACAAUAGAAUACUUGAAAGAACUUGAGGGAAGGGUAGGAGAACUUGAAUCUUGCAUCGACUUAGCAGAGCACGAAGCUAGAAGAAAAUACCCAGAUGAAGUAGAGCAGAUAUCCGAAAACAAUGAAAACAGGGGGAUAGGAAAUAGCAAGAAGCCUUGGAUAAACAAGAGGAAGGCAUGCGACAUCGAUGAAACAGACCCGGAGCUCAGCAGGGUUGUUCCUAAAGACGGGCCACUGUUUGAUAUGAAAGUAAAGAUAAAAGAGCAGGAAGUUCUGAUUGAGCUGAGAUGCCCUUCGAGGGAAUAUUUGUUGCUUGACAUCAUAGAUGCUAUGAACAAUCUCAACUUAGAUGCUCACACUGUUCAGUCAUCAACCAUUGACGGCAUUCUCACUGUAACCCUUCAAUCUAAGUUUCGAGGAGCAGCAGUUGCAUCAGCACGGAUGAUCAAACAAGCGCUUUCAACUGUUGCCGGAUAGUGUUGAGAAACACAAGAUUGCAAAUUAUUAACUUGUGUCGUAGGAUUUGCUUCUAAGCGUUGUGUAAUGUGUAUCAUUGCAGUCCUCUUAGUCUCUCGAGUUUUCCGGUCUCUUAACAAGCACUUCUCAUGGUUUCCUUUGUCUAACCCAGGAGCAUAAAUUUGGUUGUAAUUUGGCUACUAUCUGCACCCUGUUUCAGCUUCAUGUCAAUAAAGUACUUCAAUUUUCAGCC